This is a messenger RNA of Myotis daubentonii (Daubenton's bat), 1202 nucleotides long. It is a transcript of the gene TMX1, whose product is annotated as thioredoxin related transmembrane protein 1. Gene Ontology annotation, cellular component: endomembrane system. NCBI's taxonomy places the organism in Eukaryota, Metazoa, Chordata, Mammalia, Chiroptera, Vespertilionidae. The record is from RefSeq and is a predicted model, not a curated record. Gene Ontology annotation, molecular function: disulfide oxidoreductase activity.
GUGAGGAGCUAGUGCGCGGAGGUGGGGCCGCCGCGCUUGCUGCGGGGUGGGCGAGCGACCGACAUGGCGACCCCCGCGAGCCCCCUAGCUCCCGUGGCAGUCCUGAUGCUGUUGCUUUGUGGGGCUCCCUGGACCCACGGGCGGCGGAGCGACGUGCGCGUCAUCACGGACGAGAACUGGAGAGACUUGCUGGAAGGAGAGUGGAUGAUAGAAUUUUUUGCUCCAUGGUGUCCUGCUUGUCAAAAUCUUCAACCAGAAUGGGAAAGUUUUGCUGAAUGGGGAGAAGAUCUUGAGAUUAAUGUUGCAAAAGUAGAUGUUACAGAACAGCCAGGACUGAGUGGACGAUUUAUCAUAACUGCUCUUCCUACUGUUUAUCAUUGUAAAGAUGGUGAAUUUAGGCGCUAUCAGGGCCCAAGGACUAAAAAGGACUUCAUAAACUUUAUAAGUGAAAAAGAGUGGAAGAGUAUUGAACCUGUUUCAUCAUGGUUUGGUCCAGGCUCUAUUCUGAUGAGUAGUAUGUCAGCACUCUUUCAGCUAUCUAUGUGGAUCAGGACUUGCCAUAACUAUUUAAUUGAGGACCUUGGAUUACCGGUAUGGGGAUCAUACACAGUUUUUGCUUUAGCAACUCUGCUCUCAGGACUAUUAUUAGGACUCUGUAUGAUAUUUUUGGCAGAUUGCCUUUGUCCUUCAAGAAGACACAGACCACAGCCAUACCCUUCCAAAAAAUUAUUACCAGAAUCUUCUCAACCUUUGAGAAAAGUGGAGGAGGAACACGAAGCUGAUGAUGAAGAUGUUUCAGAAGAAGAAGCUGAAAGGAAAGAAGGAACAAACAAAGACUUUACGCAGAGUGCCAUAAGACAACGCUCUGUGGGUCCUUCAUUGGCCACAGAUAAAUCCUAGUUAAUUUUUAUGACUAUCAAUAUGAUUUGGACAUAAACAGAUGAAUCAUUUCUUUUGGUUUGAAGUGAACUGUAACUUUGUACACUGGAGGAUUCAGUCUAUAUUGUCAUUAGAUUGAAAGGUCUGCCUUCACAAAAUAAAAGAUAGCACUGUGUAAAAAGUUUGAAAUAGGAUAUAACAAUAGUAUGGUGGUUUAAACAGUUUUUUAAUAUUUUGAAGAAUCUGGUGCCAAGCAAUAAGAUUUGUGUAUGUUUGUUUAAUAAUAACCUUUCAUAAUAAAAUUUUUCUGAGUUAAAAACUUA